AUGGACACUUGGUGUCUUGAGUGGGCUCGCUGGGUCCGUCGGCAUGAGGCAGACGUGUGCCGCAUCGAGCAGCCUACACCUUUGCGGAUCGAUAUUCAUCAUCUGUACUACGUGCUCCUCCAUCUCGAAGGCCUCGGCGCUCAUGUAGGGCCUAUGGAUGUCGUCGUCGACGUGCCGUAUCCCACCCGCGCCCCUGCGACGGAGGCGUCGCAGCCGCAGGACACAAGCGAUACCAAAAGUAUACUGUCGCUCCAGCAGACCAUCCAUACUGUAUCGAGCUGGUGGUAUGGCGAUCCGUCAGCUGAGACCUCGGCUGAGCCAGUAUGGGCGUACCUACGCACCGUGCUGCCCCGCGUCACUUCGUUGGCCAUCACCUCUGCGCCCACCUCGUCGAACGAGGAGCUCGCGUCGUAUCCCGGCACACAUGGCACGCCACUUCACUUCUUUACGAGUCUCGCGCACUUGGCCCUGGUUGGCGUCGAGCCCUGCACGAUCCUGGGAUGGGACCGUUUGUGCAUUCAACUCACAUCCCUCUCCUGCUCGUACUGCCAUAUCCCGGACGUCGCAGGCGUCUGUACCGACCUUGUCGUCCGCGACGCAUCGGCGUCCACGAUGCCUGCGGCUGCCUGGCAUGCGUUGCGGUGUGUCGCCUUGCCUUACAACGAGCUGACGUUCCUCGACGAGGCCAGCGUGCAGCACUGGGGCCAUGUCACAUACCUCGAUGUCUCUCACAACUUGCUGAAUGCUGUGCCGCCUGCAUUGGCCCAUAUACCCCAUCUACGUGGCCUCAACAUCUGCGACAAUAUGGUCGAUAGCGUGCUGGGCAUCUACGAUGCUCUGCCGCAUAUCUGUGCACUGAAUCUCAGCGGCAACCGUUUGGACAGCUUGUGUGGGAUGGAACGACUCUUAUCUCUACGGCAAGUGGAUGUACGACACAACCAGCUGUACGAUCCCGGCGAGAUUGGCCGAUUGGCUACUCUCCCUCACAUCUCGCAUGUAUGGACUGCUGCGAAUCCUAUGCUGUCCAUGACACGCGAAGCGCGUAUCGCCUGCUUCACGGCCUUUGCCUACGAGAAAAAGUCGAUUCUCCUCGACGAUACACAGCCUGGGUUCUGGGAACAGCGGCGGAUUCAGGCGCUGGUCGCGCAGCGUCGCGCUAGUGCGCCCCGUCGCGAUUCCAGUGUGAUUGAGGCCCAUGUAGCCUCACAAGCACGUCGCGUCGUCAAGCAUCCCCAAGACACGGCCGCCUCGCCGCAGCUGCCGCCUACGCCAGCGCCACGACGCAAACGAAAGAGUACCUCGCGCCUGACUGUGGACGACGCAUCGGCCCCCCUCAAGCAGCGGAUCGAGCAGUUGCGAGGAGCAAAAGGCGACGAUUGGCUGCGUGUGCUGGCCCAAGAGCCCUCGAGCGAAGCGCCGUCGUACCCUGUCCAUGCCGUGGAUGAGCCUCCGAUCUCGGGCUUUGCAUGGCCUUUCCGAUCGCUGCUGUAUGUCAUCUCUACGCCGCUAGGCGCGGCAGCGGCGAGUGCUGUCACUGUCUGUGGCGGCUACUUUGCCUGGUGGCGUUUCUUCCGUCGGAUCCCGAAUGCCGCGUACGUCACACCGGCCGUCCUGCACUCUCGUCGCGUGUUGGUCGGCCGCGUGACCCAUGUCGGUGAUGCUGACGGAUUCCGAUUGUACCAUACGCCAGGCCUUCCGUUCCUUCGGUCCUGGGUCUACAAACCCCCCACCAAGGCUGCUGACCUGCGGCAGCAAACCAUCUCCGUCCGUCUCGCUGGCUGCGAUGCACCGGAAGCAGCUCACUUUGGACGCGAAGGCCAGCCGUUUGCCGACGAAGCCAAGGCAGAGUUGAAGCGACUCGUAGAAGGUCGGACCGUGUGGCUCUCCCUCGCACACAUUGAUCAGUACCAGCGCCUGGUCGGCACGCCUUACGUGUGGACGUGGCCGUACAUCUUUGGGAAGACCAAUGUCUCUUUAUCGCUCGUUCGCCAAGGCCUGGCGACUGUAUACCGCGCCACUGGCGCCGAUUACGGCCCACCCACAUGGCUGUCCCGCACGUUAUUGCGUGUGCAAACUGGUCGUCGUGCGCUGGAACGGGCCGAGGAGCAUGCCAAGCGAAGCAAAUUGGGUAUGUGGAGUCUCGGUCGGCGCGUCGAGACACCGGCUGAGUACAAGCAGCGCCAAGCACGCUCCAAAUCAUGA
Molecule: messenger RNA, 2202 nt
Organism: Malassezia pachydermatis
Lineage: Eukaryota; Fungi; Basidiomycota; Malasseziomycetes; Malasseziales; Malasseziaceae
Product: leucine rich repeat domain-containing protein
Exons: 1
Coding region: 1-2202 (733 amino acids)
Cellular component (GO): cytoplasm; mitochondrion
Molecular function (GO): protein binding
Source: RefSeq, a predicted model, not a curated record